AUGGACCCAGAAGGCUUCCAAAGUUCUCCUCUAAACAUCAUCUAUGUUCGCCCAGCUUUGAUGCUGCUGUCCUCGCAGCUUGUCCCAGCCACAGCCGGCUCGGUGGAGAGGCAGCCUGGGCUACACACUCACCAGCAGUCUCCAAGGCUCCUUGCUUCUGCCCGGGGGGCCGGGCGUCGGCCCCGGUCGCCUCCCGAGGGCGCACACAGUCCUCGCUGGUGCGCGCACCACCAGGGGGGCGGCGACGGGUCACCGCAGAAUCAGCUCCGGGGCUGUGCGCGGCGUCUCCCGGGAGGCAGCGGCUGCGGAACCGGCUUGCUGGCGAGCGUGCGGCUGCUGUGCUCCCAGCGGCGGUUGGAAGCGCCGGCGACGCUGUGCGCGCCGCUGCCGGACGCCCGGCCUCAACCUGCCGAGGGCGGGGCGCGGGGCGGGGCCCGGCGCGGGGCGGGGCGGGGCCGGGAGGCCAGGGCAGGGCGGGGAGAAGGGUGCGGGCGGACUCAAGCCUUCCCUCCUCUGUACCUGUCCCCCACUACCCCGCCACCCCCGGACCCGCAGGACUGGCGGCGGGGCUGCGUGCGGGCUCUUAGAGGACAAAGGACACCCACGGUCACCUCCCAAUCCCACCUCUCCCCGGUGGUGGCUUCUUGUCAGAGGCCAAGCCGGCUGGGGCUCCCCUCAAGCACAAAGAAAAGUGGCGGGGUGCUCCCUUUAAAGAGGGGACCCCGGAGCGUGGCCGCCCGUACGGUGCGGGAGAACAAUGGGACUCCGCCCGCACCGGGGACCCUCGUGCACACCCUCGUGUCCCCGCCUCUCCCUGUCCUACCUAACCCACCUAAGCAGUGUGGGGCUUCGCAGCGGAAGAAAGGGGACCUGCGGAGGGGAAAGAAGGGUCACCUGACCGGGUCGCCGCAGCUCCCUGGGGACCCCCUGGCAGCUGUGGCUCUCGGGAGGGAAGAGGAGGGUCGCGUGCUGUCAAUGUGCAGCCCGCUCCCCUUGCAAGCUGUCGCCAAAACGUGGAGCGCGGAUCCGCCGCGCGGGAGACGCGGGGCUGGAGGCUGAGAGCCUGCGGGACGCAGAGAAACGCAGACGCAGCAGGCUUUUCCUGUCGGGAGGAAGGCGUCUCCUCCCCUCCAGUCCGCCUGGUUGGAGACAGGAAAAGGUGGCGUUUUCCGGCGUUGAGGUCCCCGCCGGCUUGGUUGACCUGGAAAGGGAGCUGGAACCCUGAGGAGUCGCACGCUCCGGGCCUGGCCCCAACCCUGGGACUCUCAGGUUGUCUGGAAAUCCUGGCACUAAGCGGAGCGCCCCCCUGGAGACCUUGGCUUCCCCGAGCGCUAUUGGCUUUAGGUCAUCACAAGGGUGCCCCAGAAUCCGAAUCGCUCUGAAACCUUAGAUGGGGUGCAUUUUAAGCCCAGGUUCUAAACCAAGGUCGACGUUAAGAUGAAUUUUAAAAGGAAACGGACACAACUGUUCGGGAAAGCAAAAUACUUGGGUGGAGUGUUAAAAGCCUCAAAGAAAAUAAUAGUUGGCAGGUUAAACGGCCAUGAGGUCGGAAGUCAAAUACAAACCCGCAGAAGUGAUACCAGAAUUUUGACAAGCAAAACAGUCGGUGAAGAUAAGGGACCCGGCACUAUUUCCUUUCUCCAAAUGACCGACUGCUCCGAAGUUGCCUUUGGCAGAUACCUGGGUUCCACUCCAGAUUCCUCAGUUUUACUUGGGGUUCAUAUUUCAAAAUAUAUGUUCCAUUUGGCACUAAUGUAUAUAUUUUAUAUAUGAAUUUAUUGAAAAAUAUUAAAUGUUACUAGCCUAGUUAGAUAAAGGUAUUUUUAUAAAUAUUUAGGCACAGCUUUCAUUACAUAUGGUAUUUUAAAAAGUACAAAUAUGCAUGUAUAGACAUUUAUGAAAUGCUGUAUGAAAAUUCCUUUUGCACGCAUGAAGACAUUCCUUACACACAUGUCUUAUUGUGAUUUUUUCAUUUGUUCUAUUGUUAGCUGCCAUUAAAAGCAGUCCAUUUCCA
Messenger RNA from Mastomys coucha (southern multimammate mouse), 2014 nucleotides. RefSeq lists its product as uncharacterized. Bases 1 to 1059 code for a protein of 352 amino acids. The record is from RefSeq and is a predicted model, not a curated record. Lineage: Eukaryota; Metazoa; Chordata; Mammalia; Rodentia; Muridae. The transcript is spliced from 4 exons.